Messenger RNA from Diceros bicornis minor, 3943 nucleotides. It is a transcript of the gene QPCTL, whose product is annotated as glutaminyl-peptide cyclotransferase like. The coding region runs from base 133 to 1284 and encodes 383 amino acids. Gene Ontology annotation, molecular function: glutaminyl-peptide cyclotransferase activity; zinc ion binding. Lineage: Eukaryota; Metazoa; Chordata; Mammalia; Perissodactyla; Rhinocerotidae. The record is from RefSeq and is a predicted model, not a curated record. The transcript has 7 exons.
GGCUUCAGUGCUGGCAGGAGGGUCGGAUGGUUCAGCCGCUCUUGUUCUUUGGUCCGCUGAUUUCAUGGGGUGGGACUUGGCUUGGCCUAAAUUCUAUCCGCGGUCCCGGACCGGUUUCAGGGCGAAGCUGCCAUGCGUUCCGGGGGCCGCGGGCGGCCCCGGCCACGGCCCGGAGAACGCGGCCUCUUGGAGCCACCCUCACCGCCCAAGCGCCGCCUGCUACCGCGGGUACCGCUGUUGCCCCUGCUGCUGCUGGCGCUGGCCGUGGCCUGGGCGUUCUACACCAUCUGGAGCGGCUGGCACCGCCGGACGGAGGAGCCGCCGCCGGCCCGGGAGCUGCGGGGCCCGUUGAUCGGAAGCCUCCCCGAAGCCCGGCUGCGGAAGGUGGUGGGGCGACUGGACCCACAGCGUCUCUGGAACGCUUAUCUGCGCCCCCUGCUGGUUGUACGGACCCCGGGCAGCCCGGGCAAUCUCCAAGUCAGAAAGUUCCUGGAGGCCACGCUUCGGGCCCUGACGGCAGGCUGGCAUGUGGAGCUGGACCCCUUCACGUCCUCGACGCCCCUGGGGCCACUGGACUUUGGCAACGUGGUGGCCACACUUGACCCAGGGGCUGCCCGUCACCUCACCCUUGCCUGCCAUUACGACUCCAAGCUCUUCCCAUCUGGGUCAGCCCCCUUCGUGGGGGCCACAGAUUCAGCUGUGCCUUGCGCCCUGCUCCUGGAGCUGGCCCAAGCCCUUGACUUGGAGUUGAGCAGAGCCAAGAAUCAGGCGGCCCCGGUGACCCUGCAGCUGCUCUUCUUGGACGGCGAGGAGGCGCUGAAGGAGUGGGGACCCAAGGACUCCCUGUAUGGCUCCCGGCACCUGGCCCAGCUCAUGGAGUCUGCACCCCACAGUCCCGGCCCCACCAGGAUCCAGGCCAUUGAGCUCUUUAUGCUUCUGGAUCUCCUGGGAGCCCCCAACCCGACCUUCUACAGUCACUUCCCUCGCACGGCCCGCUGGUUCCAUCGACUGCGGAGCAUCGAGAAGCGCCUGCACCGUUUGAACCUGCUACAGUCUCAUCCCCAGGAGGUGAUGUACUUCCAGCCUGGGGAGCCCUUUGGCUCUGUGGAGGACGACCAUGUCCCCUUCCUCCGCCGAGGGGUCCCGGUGCUCCACCUCAUCUCCACGCCCUUCCCCUCUGUCUGGCACACGCCUGAUGACUCUGAAGCCAACCUGCACCCACCCACAGUACAUAACCUGAGCCGCAUCCUCAUUGUGUUCCUGGCUGAAUACCUGGGGCUCUAGCCUGCCUGGCUGACUCUGAAGGAGAAGUGUCCAGCAGGAGACGUGCCGAGGGCACCUGGAGCCAAUGGAGCUCAAACCGGGCCCGCUUGGGGUGUGCUGGCUUGUCCUUAAUACCUUCGGCUCUGCUUGGGCUAUGAUUGGAAGACCCUCUUUCCUUUGACUAUCUUAAGCUGCCACUCUUCAAAGACAUAGAAGAGACCAGUAUGGGGGUGACAGCCAAAGGAAUCAGAGCUCGGCCCUGCCCUGAGGGAAACACUUGGGCUGAAAGUUUGCAGAGGCCAAAUGCUGUUCUCAGGUUUAGUCGGCAAACCUCGCAUUGGCAUCUGGACCAGCAAUACAACCCAACCAAAUGAAUUCCCUGUGCCUCAUGUUUUUCUGUCAGUUUGUUCUGCAGAAUGGCAGCCUUGCUACUGCACCAGUCCAAACCUAACUUCCACAUGGAUAUGCCACGUGGGGCCCACAGAGGAUGCGCUCAUAAGCAGGAACAGAGGAGACGGAAGCCAAUACUUGAGACCUCUCGAUUCUGCCAGCUCCAGUGGGCAUUAAACCAGUGUUCCUGCAAAACGUAUUCUACAGAACUAGCACAAAUAGGUGUUGCGUGAAAAAGGGGAUUAAAAAAGCAGGGUGAAACAAUAUUAAAUGAGUUUCUUCAUUGCACAAUGUGAAUUUUCAAGAGUAAGAUGGAGAGUGCAGUGUUUUCCCAAAGUAUUUCACCAUGGAACCCCUUUAUUGGGAAGCACCUCACAGAACUAGGGUACCUCAGAAUAUACUUUGGGAAACACUGGGUUUUGAUAGUUUGAGUGCACUUAUGGUAGCAAUGGGUCAGACAGACCUAGAAUCACUGCAAACAAGUUACACCAAACCAUCCUUUCCCUUUCAGCUGUGGGUACAGGAGUGCGAGACAGUGCGUGUAACUGCCUCUAGUGAUGGCCUGAGGAUUUAUUUCCCAACUCUUCAUUUUUAGACUCAACUGGGCUGCUUAUUAAAAAAUGCAGACUCCCAUUCUAGUCUGGGGGGGACCUACUGAAUCAGAACCCCAGGGAGCCGCUGGGACUCUGUAACCAGCACCUCAGGAAGACUCAGGAUCAGCAAAGUUUGGGACACACUGCCCUUAAGGUUACAGUUUGGUGCGUUCACAGCUUAGCAACCUAAAGAAAACCGUAAAAUGGAGGGCGCCUAGAAAGGGAGUCAUGCUGGGCUCUAUGCCUGCUGAUUUUGUGACUUGGAUGGAGACCCCAUAGGCAGCAGGGACGCCAGGCCAGGAUGGAGGGUUAUUAAGUAGUGAAGGUGAGCAUCGGCCUUCCAAGCCAACACAAGGCUGGAGAAGACCCAAGAGAACUCAUGGGCUGAAACUCAGGAUAUCAAAUAAGAGAGGACAAACUGAAGGUCCUCAAUUCACACUCUUCCACAGUGAAUUUAUGGGCACCCACUGUACACCAGGCACCAUGAGCACUUUAUAUCAGCUCAUUUAGUCUCCCCCACAUCCUGAGGUCGGUACAAUUUCUGUUCUCAUUUUGCAAAUGAAGUGGCUAGGGCUGAGUGACAACCAGCUGGUUACAGAGCCCAGAUUCUCACCCACAGCUGUGCUCCUAACCCCAUGUCCUACCUCCCUUCCAGAAAUCACCUGUGCUGGACCAACAGAUUGUUGACAAACAGUAGCUCCUGAAGCUUUUAAUUGGCACAAGUUAGAGUGGGGUCAGGGCAGGGGACUAAUGGCCUCUUAGAGGCGGACUUGGCAGAAGUCCAAAGUUCAGACAGGGAAGUGACAUUCAUCAACAGCUGGGGUGGCGAGGGUCUCAAACCACAGGGACAGUUCCGGUUUCUUCAUUUCUUGUGUGGCAGGCAUGGUGCCAAGUACUUGAAAGUGCACCAUGUCCCCUUAGCGUCACAGCCACCCCAGAAGUAGGCGAGACCACUGUCUCCAUGUUAGCGAGGGGAAGCAGUGUGUCAGUUACAGCCCUGGCCCUCAACGCCUUACUGCACCACCUCCUGGUUGAGUGUGCAACACACCAGGCCUGAGCAAGGGGCCUGAGGCACAUUUUCUGCUUGAAUUCGGGGUAAGGAUUGUGAGCUUCAUUUUAUGGAUAAGGCUGCUGAAGUUUGGCAAGGCAGUGUUUCCCCAGCUCCCACGUCUCCCAGACUUGGGCUUCCCCAGUUUCACGCUAUGAAGGGGCCACUAGGUGGUGUAUCUGAUAAGCACAAUUGUUGAGCAUGCUACACGUGAUGUUGCACAUAUCAACCUUUUGAGGAACUGUCAGUAUUUGCAUUUUUCAGAUUAAGAAAUUGAGCUUCAGAGAAAUCAAUUGCCACAUAUCACAUAGCUAGACACUUUCCCUGUAAUACGCUAGGUGUACAUUUUGUUUUUAUUGAUCCUGCUUACGACUCAUUGGGCUGAUUAAUCUUUUACCAGUCUGGACUUCGCAACCAUCGGGUCUUUAAAUAUUAUCUUUGCAGUUUGCUCUUCUCAUUCUAGAAUGCCAAUUCAUGUGUUACAUUUACUCACUCUGUCCUCUGUAACCUUUCUUUCAUAUUGACUCAGGUUUUUUUUUCUUUUCUGUUUUUGUCUCCAUGCUAUUGUUUGGACCUAACUCUAGUUCAAUAAAUCUCUCUUUAGCUGUGUCUAAUUUGCCAUGCAGCCCAGCCACUGAGUUAUUACUUU